Messenger RNA from Cloeon dipterum, 2203 nucleotides. It is a transcript of the gene mtm, whose product is annotated as myotubularin. The transcript has 11 exons. Gene Ontology annotation, molecular function: phosphatidylinositol-3,5-bisphosphate 3-phosphatase activity; phosphatidylinositol-3-phosphate phosphatase activity. Bases 175 to 2061 code for a protein of 628 amino acids. Gene Ontology annotation, cellular component: membrane; cytoplasm. The record is from RefSeq and is a predicted model, not a curated record. Gene Ontology annotation, biological process: phosphatidylinositol dephosphorylation. Lineage: Eukaryota; Metazoa; Arthropoda; Insecta; Ephemeroptera; Baetidae.
CGUAGAACCCCGCCCAUAUCAGAUCUGCAGCUGAGUGUGACCGACAGUGACGGAAAUCUGAAGUUUAUUUUUAUUGUUCUGGGAGUCUGGAUCGUCGGGAAAAUACAAUUUCCGGUGACUUGAGCCACAAGUACCAAUGAUAAAUCGAUUAGAUUGAUAGCAUCAUUGGGAACGAUGGAUCGGAAAAUCGGAAGUUCUGAGAUGUUGAAUCCUGCAUCAGCUGGAUCCAGAAACGCGAGCACCGACUCCCUCGAUUCAGACUCUAAGUCUAGCUCUGUCAACUCCAAACAUGACACUGGUGAGACCUCUAGUGUUGGACAACAAAGUGAGAGCACUCCAUCCCCACGGCCAGAGGACCUACCUCUUUUGGCAGGAGAAAAGACACAAGGUGUUGCUAGAGAUGUGACCUACUUGUGUCCUUAUACAGGUCCUGCACCAGGUGUUCUCACUGUAACUAACUACAAAUUACACUUCCGAAGCACAGACCGAGAUUCGUUGUACACCCUAGAAGUACCACUAGGAGUGGUCAGCAGGAUUGAGAAAGUUGGCGGUGUUUCAAGUCGAGGAGAGAACUCUUAUGGCAUCGAAGUGUUUUGCAAAGACAUGCGUAAUCUCCGAUUUGCCCACAAGCAAGAAAAUCACUCAAGGCGAAGCGUAUUUGAAAAACUGCAGUUGCGUGCCUUUCCCCUGUCCCACAGCCUGCCUCUCUUUGCUUUUGAUUACCAGGAUACAUUCCCUGAAGAUGGCUGGGCCGUUUAUGAGCCAGUUGCAGAAUUGAAAAGAAUGGGAGUUCCAAACGACUCUUGGAAGAUUUCCAGGGUCAAUGAGAACUACGAGAUUUGUGAUAGCUACCCUCAGAUUUGGGCUGUACCUGCCUGUGCCUCAGACGAAGAUUUGAAGGCUGUGGCUGCAUUUAGAAGCAGAGGGCGAGUGCCCAUCCUUUCAUGGAUCCACCCCACAUCACAAGCUGCUCUCUUGCGCUGUGCCCAGCCAUUGGUUGGUGUUUCUGGCAGACGGAGCCGCGAAGAUGAGCGCUACAUCCAGCUCAUCACUGAGGCCAACGCCCAGUCACACAAACUUUUCAUCACAGACGCCAGGCCGAGUGCCAAUGCAAUUGCUAACAAAGCCAAAGGAGGUGGAUAUGAGUCGGAAGAUGCAUAUCCCAACGCAGAGCUUGUUUUCCUUGACAUUCACAACAUCCAUGUCAUGCGUGAGUCCCUACGGAAGCUGAAAGAACUAUGCUUCCCCAACAUUGAUGAAACUCGUUGGUUAACAGGCCUUGAAUCCACGCUUUGGUUAAAACACAUUCGCUACAUCCUUGCUGGCGCUAUUCGGAUUGUGGAUCGAUUGGAGAAUCACAAAACGUCUGUGCUUGUGCACUGCUCUGAUGGCUGGGACCGAACCGCUCAGCUGACUGGUUUGGCAAUGAUCAUGCUGGACCCGUAUUACAGAACAAUCCGUGGCUUUGAGGUUCUGGUUGAAAAAGAGUGGCUCAGCUUUGGGCACAAGUUUGCCCACAGAAUCGGCCAUGGAAACGAACACCAUUCUGACGCAGACCGCUCCCCAGUUUUUUUGCAGUUUGUUGACUGUGUUUGGCAGCUGACACAACAAUUCCCCACCGCAUUUGAGUUCAAUGACUCCUUUUUGCUUCACAUCUUGGACCACCUGUAUACCUGCCGCUUUGGGACUUUCUUGUUCAACACCGAUCGAGAGCGGCACAAGGAGGAGGUGAAAAAGAAGACAGUAUCGCUCUGGUCAUUCAUGAAUGCUUACUUGGAUGACUACCGCAAUCCUUUGUACUGUCGACUUCUCCAUGCCAGACACGUGCUCUUGCCUGUAGCCAGCAUGAGGCACAUGAAACUGUGGAAAGGAUAUUACUGCAGGUGGAACCCUAGCAUGAGGACCCAAGAUCCUCUCAUUCCAAGGUGCAAGGAGCUGUUGGCUCUGCGAUCGCAGUUGCAGGCUCAGGUGGAGCAGUACAAAAGGGAUGUGGAGGCCAAGAACAGCAACAGGCCAAACAUUGGCAGUCCUCAACGCCUAGCUUCACCUAUCCAUGGCUAACUACAUUUAUCUCUGUAUUCUUUCAACUGGUGGAUCCGUUCAUUUAGUCUGCUUUCAGUCAGGUUAGCUUUUAAUUUGAAUAUAUCUAUUAUAUAUAUAUUUGGAACAAAAAAUAAAUUAUUUAAAUUUCUUAUUCAAUCUA